CUGCACUCGUCUCCAGCAAGCGUUGCCGAGCGCCGAAGGAGACCUCCCCAGCAAACGGCUUUCAUCUGAUCCAUCCACCAUACGUGCUGAAAACACAACUCGCAAAAUGGACGCAACUCCCGAAAUAGCUACUAACAUUUUGAAUGCCUCUUUGCCGCUUCCCUACAGCAGCAGCCAGGUAGCCUAUGGCUACCCCGAAGGCUACUCGCUCAUGGACUUGGUUCCUGACGACGUGAAGCCCUUGAUCCAUCCUCACUGGAGCAACUUCCCUCCCGUCAACCCCAUGUGGCACUACCUGCUGGCCGGCAUCUUCAUCAUCCUGGGCAUUCUCUCCUUCUUCGGUAACGGCAUGGUCAUGUAUCUGUUCUCGUGCAAGAAGAAUCUCCGCUCGCCCGCCAACAUGUUCGUGGUCAACUUGGCUUUCAGCGACUUCAUGAUGAUGGUGACACAGUUUCCCAUGUACGUGGUGAACUGCUUUGAAGGUGGCUACUGGACCCUUGGCGCCUUUGCCUGCCAGGUGCACGCUUUCACGGGGGCAAUCUUUGGACUCACCUCCCUUCUGACACUGGCAGCUAUCGGCUACGAUCGCUACUGCGUUAUCGUGAAGGCCUUCGAUGGCGGUCACAUCAGCUCAAGCAAGGCCUUCAUUAUGAUCCUGUUCUGCUGGGGAUACGCCACCGCCGUGUCCAUCUGGCCCUUCUUCGGCUGGAACGCCUACAUUCCUGAGGGCAUCCUCACUUCCUGUAGCUUCGACUACAUCAGCCGAGAUUGGGGAACCAGGUCCUUCGGCAUCUUCCUGUUCGUCAUGUGCUACUGCAUCCCUCUCCUCAUCAUUAUCUUCGUCUACUCCCAGAUCGUUAGUGCCAUCCGUGCCCACGAGAGGGCGCUGCGGGAACAGGCCAAGAAAAUGAACGUGCAAACCCUUCGUUCCAACUCCGACCAGAAUAAGCAGAGCGCGGAGGUGCGCAUCGCCAAGGUGGCCGUUGGCAACGUGUUUCUAUGGCUGCUCACCUGGACUCCUUACGCCGCCGUGGUUUUGACGGGUUUGUUUGGCGACCAGAACAAGCUGACACCUCUCGUGUCCGCCUUGCCGGGACUCAUCUGCAAGACAGCCUCCGUGUACAACCCCAUCAUGUUCGCCAUCUCGCAUCCCAGGUUCCGCCUGGCGCUGAUGGAGGUGUGGCCCUGGUUCUGCAUCCACGAGGAUAAGGACGACGACACCAAGUCUACGAAGACUGAAGAUGGUGAGACCAAAUAGGUUUUUGAUUACACGGAAAAACUUUGUCGGUCUUUGGCUACUCUGGAAACUCGGUCUCGAUCUUUCAUUAUUACGCUGACGACUUUCGAUAUGGGUAUCUGGUACAGAGAUUGUGGACAGCUUUAGUGAUUUUCAUUGUUUGCACCAGCAACCGAUAGAAGCACUUGUUGUUAGUCCUCCUUUACCUUUGUUUGUGAUACUGACUAACUGCCGUUAAAGAGAGAAACCGGGAGGGGCGGGUGGUUAGUUCGUAACAGCUUGAAGAAAAUGCAAAUGAAAAAAAUGCAAAUAAAAGCAUAAAAAAAAUACUGAUAUGCAGAUUAAAAGAAAAAAAAAAUAGUAUUGUGUUAUAGCAACAAUUCAUUAAACUUGCUAAGUAUG
Messenger RNA from Scylla paramamosain (green mud crab), 1639 nucleotides. Its product is annotated as compound eye opsin BCRH2-like. Gene Ontology annotation, molecular function: G protein-coupled photoreceptor activity. Gene Ontology annotation, biological process: phototransduction; cellular response to light stimulus; G protein-coupled receptor signaling pathway. The transcript is spliced from 2 exons. Lineage: Eukaryota; Metazoa; Arthropoda; Malacostraca; Decapoda; Portunidae. The coding region runs from base 107 to 1258 and encodes 383 amino acids. Gene Ontology annotation, cellular component: plasma membrane. The record is from RefSeq and is a predicted model, not a curated record.